AUGGAAGUAGAUACUGCCGAGUUCCCGGAAGGCGGGAUGGGCUGGCUAGUGUUGGCCGCCGCAUGGUGUGCGAUGGCCGGCAGCUGGGGGAUGGUGAACAGUUUUGGUGUAUACCAAGCUUACUACCAGACGGAUCUUUAUCCCCAUGAAGACGCAUUCAAGAUAAGUGUAAUUGGGGCUCUACAAUGCUUCUGCAUCUACGAGUUUUCUAUCCCGACUGUCUACUUAUUGCACCAUCUGAAUGCAAGAAUCACAAUCACGCUUGGUGUGCUGAUUCAAACUUUCUCGCUUAUGAUGAUGUCUAUCACAAACAACAUUUGGCAACUAUUUCUGGUGCAAGGCUUGCUUUUUGGACUAGGGAAUGGUAUAGUGUAUCUCACUGCGAUCACAAUAAUAAUGCAAUGGUUCAAGAGAAGACGAGCGUUGGCUGUUGGUAUUGCAGCCUCAGGCUCCAGUAUCGGAGGUGUUAUCUGGCCAAUCGCUGUGAAAAAACUGAUUGCCGAAGUUGGAAUUGACUGGGCAAAUAGGAUUUUGGGGUUUAUUUACAUUCCCAUGGGAGCCGUAAUGAUUUUGUUUUUGAAACCGAGACUAUCGCUUCGCGCUGAAAAAAAGGCAACCUUGUUACCGUUUAACUUUGAGGUUCUGAAAGAUAUCAAGUUUGUCUUUUUGGUUGCAGGCUUUACUAUCACGAAUUUUGGUCUCAUGCCAGGGUUAUUUUUCAACGACCUGUAUGGACAACGACUGUCUAACAAAACAGGCCAUACCUUAGUUGAGCCUCAAUACUAUGUGUCGAUCUUGAAUGCAAUGAGUAUGGUUGGAAGGAUCAUGCCUGGAUUCCUCGCUGACAAAUUUGGCAGGUUGAAUUUGCUUAUUCCAUUUGCACUGCUGUCAGGUAUCUUUCCGCUGGUUUUGUGGUUACCAUCUUCAAGCUCCAAUAACCUUUUCAUGUCUUUUGUUGUUCUCUGGGGACUCAGCUCAGGAGCUAUGAUCUCGCUAUUCCCGACUCUGGUUCCUCAGCUUUUUGGUAUCAAGGAUAAUCAAAGUCGUACAAGUUUAUUUUUUGCAAUUGGAGGAAUUGGAACUCUUUUUGGACCAAUUAUAUGUGGAGCCUUUGUACCGUUGGCCGCGGACUCUCAGGGUGAUAUCGAUGGUUUUGAUAAGGUCUCCAUCUUUAUUGGCGUGAUGUUUUUGGCGGGAACGGCAAUGCUUGUUGGCCUCAGAGUGUGGUCAUCGAGGAGUCUGAAGAAAAUAAUUUGA
Kuraishia capsulata CBS 1993 is the source of this 1257-nucleotide messenger RNA. RefSeq lists its product as uncharacterized. The transcript has a single exon. The record is from RefSeq and is a predicted model, not a curated record. Bases 1 to 1257 code for a protein of 418 amino acids. Lineage: Eukaryota; Fungi; Ascomycota; Pichiomycetes; Pichiales; Pichiaceae. Gene Ontology annotation, molecular function: transmembrane transporter activity. Gene Ontology annotation, cellular component: fungal-type vacuole membrane. Gene Ontology annotation, biological process: transmembrane transport.